This is a messenger RNA of Lactuca sativa (garden lettuce), 2274 nucleotides long. RefSeq names its product beta-1,4-xylosyltransferase IRX14. Lineage: Eukaryota; Viridiplantae; Streptophyta; Magnoliopsida; Asterales; Asteraceae. Gene Ontology annotation, molecular function: galactosylgalactosylxylosylprotein 3-beta-glucuronosyltransferase activity; xylosyltransferase activity. Gene Ontology annotation, biological process: plant-type secondary cell wall biogenesis; glucuronoxylan biosynthetic process. The record is from RefSeq and is a predicted model, not a curated record. Gene Ontology annotation, cellular component: Golgi membrane.
AAAUUCCUAAAUGAAAGGUACGGACAGCUGGAUUUACUCCACCUUCUGCUCAAAGAAGCUACACUGUGUCGGAAUAUGGAACGCCGAUAUCUGAUGUUGUAAAUCGGAAACCCUUUCUUCUUCGCCUGGAAAGAGAACGACUCAACGACCCCAGUUCGUUGGCCGACAAUUCUUCCUCUCACUCCAUACCUGCCGUUGAAAUUCAGAUAUGAAUUUAUAAUUCGACAAAACCUAUCAGAUUGAUCCUUAGAUUCAAAGCAUCUUAUUUGAUUUGUACAAUUCAACAACCCUAUACCAAGUUAGCUGAACCCACCUCCAUCAUUCCCUCAACAUAUCACCAUCUUAUGCAACAACAAUCGGAAUCAUCUCUUCAAGCUUCAAGGAUCCAAACCCAUCUGCAUCUCUUUGUAUAGCAUUCAUAGAGAGAGGGGGGGAAUCAAUUGGAGUCAGAUGAAGUUUCAGUUAUUGCAGCAGGGCCACGCCAACCGUGGCCGGAGCAAUAGCUUUAGAGGCGUAUCGCCGUUAGAUGCAUCUGCUGAUGGCGGCGGCGCUACGAAAUCUCCGGCGGCUAUUUUUUGGAUAGUCUUCCAUUGUCUAUGCUGCCUUAUUUCUCUUGUCCUUGGAUUCAGAUUCUCUCGUCUUGUUUUCUUCCUCCUCUUCUCAAAUUCGUCCACUAACAAUCUCUACACCUCGAGAUUAACUUCGCCGUUUGCCGCCGAUAUCGCCGAAUCCCUCUCUUUCACUACUUCUCUCAGAAAUAUCUCACCACCGCUGCUCAAUAAAACCGAUGCUGUUACGAGUAGUAGCAGGGUGGUGGUUGGCCGGCACGGGAUCCGGAUCCGACCGUGGCCCCACCCCAACCCGGAGGAGGUAAUGAAAGCUCACAGAAUCAUGGAAACUGUUCAGCGGGAACAGAAGGUUCAGUACGGGAUUAAAAACCCUAGACCUUUGAUUGUUGUCACUCCAACUUACGUUCGAACUUUUCAAGCUUUACAUCUAACCGGAUUGAUGCACACAUUGAUGAAUUUGCCCUACGAAGUCGUAUGGAUCGUGGUGGAAGCUGGUGGCGCCACCAAUGAAACGGCAGCGUUGCUGGCAAAAUCGAAACUUCAAAUCAAGCAUAUUGGGUUCGAGAAGAAGAUGCCCAUUUUUUGGAACGCUCGUCACAAGCUGGAAUCCGAGAUGCGAUUGCAAGCUUUAAGAGUUGUGAGAGAAGAGAAACUAGAUGGAAUUGUUAUGUUUGCCGAUGAAAGCAACAUGCAUAGUUUAGAACUCUUCGAUGAGAUCCAAAAAGUGGAAUGGAUUGGUGCUGUUUCAGUAGGGAUUCUUCUUCAUUCCAGUCAUUCUAACGAAGACCCUUUUGAGGUUCAAAAGAAUAUAAACGAACCAGACAACAACAAGAAAUCACCAUUGCCAAUCCAAGGUCCAGCUUGCAACUCAUCUGAUCAUUCAAUUGGGUGGCACACGUUUAAUUUUUCUGCAUAUGAACAAAAGAGUGCAAAUUACAUUGGUGAUAUGGCAAUCGUGUUGCCCCAAAAACUGGAAUGGUCUGGAUUUGUAAUGAACUCAAGAUUAGUCUGGGAAGAAUCUGAAUUCAAACCUGAGUGGAUCAAGGAUUUGAACGAAGUUGAUGAAAUUGAAAAUCCUCUUUCUUUGCUUAAAGACUCAUCAAUGGUGGAACCAUUAGGGAAUUGUGGGAAGAAAGUGAUGAUGUGGUGGCUUCGUGCAGAGGCUCGUGCAGAUAGCAAAUUUCCUUCUGGGUGGAUAAUUGAUCCUCCAUUAGAGGUGACAGUUGCUGCAAAGAGAACACCAUGGCCUGAUGUAACUCUUGAAAUUGCAUCCAACAGUGAGAAAGUGAUGAUGACUGGCAAUGGCAUUCAAGAAAACUCUCAGAAGAAUCCUACAAAAACUCGAACACCAAAAUCAAGACGAAGUUCACGAGGGAAGAGAAAACAUGAAGCUAAAAACACAAAUGUCCAUGAAAGAAGUGAGAAGUAGCUAAGCCUCUUGAUUUGAUGCAGAAUAUGCAUGGCAACUAUUCGAGAUAACAUGAAUUCAAGAUUCCAGAGUGAAUUCAACUAUUCUUUUUUUAAAGUUUACGAUUUGAUUCAAUAUAAUUCAAUUGGUUGUAUUAGUUUUGGUUUUGGUGUUUGGUAAAGGAAGCUUGUUAUAGUCUUUUUGCUUAUUCUGAGGAACUUAAAAGUUAAAAGAUUUGUAUCCAUAGAUCGCAGUUGGAAAAGUUUCAAGUGGUUAUAGUUGAAAGAUUAGAAAAUA